CAUCCCACCCAACAAAUAAAGCAGCCCUCGAACGUCUUCUUUGCGCAAUGCGUCUUUCUAUUCUCUUCUCUUUGGCGGCUCUCGUGGCCGCCGUCGCUGCCUCUCCCGGUGAUGGCUGGGGCACGACCAUCAACAAACGCGGAGAAUUAAUCUCUCGCCAGGACUGCUGCGAAGACCCUCCCGGCUGUGGCUGCCCCACUUUCUGCACCGGCGACUGCGCUGGCUGUUGCCCCUCCUAAACGGGCACGCCGUUGGAACUCAGAGUCAAACACGUCCACGGUUCGAAGUCUGAGGUACUAUGUCACAGAGGGACUGAAAUACUAGUGGUAUGAGAAGUGGUAUGAGCAGGUUUAGGAGCUGCGGCGUAUGUACGAGUAUGCAUGAUGUGCGAGUUGAGCCGCAUAAAUUGAUGUGCUGUUGUUUUAUGACGGGCUGGAAUCAAGUGUCUCGAAUG
Molecule: messenger RNA, 454 nt
Organism: Stereum hirsutum FP-91666 SS1
Lineage: Eukaryota; Fungi; Basidiomycota; Agaricomycetes; Russulales; Stereaceae
Exons: 4
Coding region: 48-239 (63 amino acids)
Source: RefSeq, a predicted model, not a curated record